Messenger RNA from Melitaea cinxia (Glanville fritillary), 474 nucleotides. RefSeq lists its product as uncharacterized. Bases 1 to 474 code for a protein of 157 amino acids. Lineage: Eukaryota; Metazoa; Arthropoda; Insecta; Lepidoptera; Nymphalidae. The record is from RefSeq and is a predicted model, not a curated record. The transcript is spliced from 6 exons.
AUGGGCGGCUCGCAGCGGAUAGCCGCCAUAGCGGCCGCGUCUCACGCGAAACACUACUACAACCACACGCGACCCGACGUCGCACCGACCUCUGAAGCUACUCACUAUACUGUCAAUAUAUUUUUUGUAAGUGCAACUUUAUGUGGGGUGUUAGUAGCUGUUUGCGCAGCGUGCUGGCGUCGCUCGUCGUCGACCGAUAAGCCGGAAGACGUCACCGAGUGUGGCGUCUACACCGUCAGCUCUGACGCUAGGCUGGGUCAGGUGAGUUCUGAUUCCCGCCUCAGCCAUAUCAUCGACGACGUACCAGGACCGCCCCCAGCUUACGAAUCAGUCGUCGAAGCAUCAUCAGCAAACAAGGACACCGACAUUUUACAGGAAGUGCUAUCGGAACCGUGUACGAAGUGCAAGUCGAAAGUCGACAAUGGCUUACCGUCGUACGAAGCCGCUGUCCUGCUACGUGAUACCAAAUUAUAA